Molecule: messenger RNA, 891 nt
Organism: Microplitis mediator
Lineage: Eukaryota; Metazoa; Arthropoda; Insecta; Hymenoptera; Braconidae
Product: COMM domain-containing protein 2
Exons: 5
Coding region: 106-717 (203 amino acids)
Source: RefSeq, a predicted model, not a curated record
UGCCUCUAUCGUUUGUUUUAAAGAGUUUAUCUGCGGAUGAAAAUAUUUUGGAGUUUUUUAUAUUUACAUGCAACAAGUAAAUAAAUAAAUAAUAAAACAAAAAUAAUGUCAAAAUUAAUAUUAAAUGAAGAUCAUAAAAAACAUCUAGAAUUUUUAGCUACACAACCCUCACAAGUUCUUCAAGAUUUUUGUAAACUUUCUACUGAUUUUUUGCAAAAAGGAUAUAACUACAAACUUUAUACAAAUGCUGCUCAAAAACUUGAAGUUGAGCCAGAUAAUAUCAAACAUUCAAUCGAAGGGCUAAUUUAUUUAAUUAUCGAAUCAUGUAAAAAUAAGUUAACUUCUGAUGAUUUUAAAGAACUAGUAAUUUCUCUAGGAUUUACUGAUGACAAAGAAUCAUUGCUAAGUAAUUUAUACACUUCAAAACAAUCAGAAAUAAAAUCAUCUCUAUCAAAUAUUGGUUUCAAAUUACCGGAGUAUCAUAAUAUGGAGUGGAGAUUCGAAACUCAAAUCGCAUCAAGAUCAAUGUUGACGCAAUGCGAACCUUUUGUUACGAUGGACUUUGCCUUGAAAAAUUCUGACGAUUCAAAAAAAUUAAAACACAUCGUCCUCCAGUCAGAUGCCACAAAUUUGCUACACAUCGCCGAGGAACUAGAGGCAGCUUUACUAGAAGGAAGUAGUCAGCAACUUCGUAAGAUUAAACGAUCACUAAAAUAAUAAAUUUUAUUACAAAUAAUUUAUAUAUAUAUUUUUUUUACUUUAAUAUAAUAAAAUAAUAUUGUGUAAUAAAUAAUACCGUAGAAUCUUAUUCAUAUGAAUAAUUUAAACAAUUUAAUGAAAUUAUAUGUAAAUACUGUUAUUGGCAUUUUAAAAAAUUAAAUAUGACAGUUU